This is a messenger RNA of Rotaria sp. Silwood1, 7638 nucleotides long. Lineage: Eukaryota; Metazoa; Rotifera; Eurotatoria; Philodinida; Philodinidae. The record is from the annotation of a GenBank genome assembly.
AUGAAUAGUAUAUUCCGCACAGCUGAUCGUCAACAAUAUAAAUUUCCAUCAACAAGUGCAAAUAUCGAUAAUAUUGUUGCUUUACCCAAACCUAAUGAUAUUGAUAUCAUUAAUAUCAGAUCCAACAAAGAGUUUUUUGCUAAUUUUAUUCAACAAAUAAAUAAAUGGUUUAAUUGGUUUGAUCGAUUCAUUGAUAUUUUUCAACGUAUUAUCGAUUGGUUAAAAACUCAUAAUGUUAAUCGUUCAAAUCAAAUAUUAAGUGAUUUAUCAAGAAUUCGUGACGAUCCCAAAAUGACAUUGAUUGAAAUGAGAGUAACUAUUGAUUCUGCAUUGAAACUUUUACAGCCAUUCGAAGAUCUUCAACGUCUUUGUCAACUAUUCAAUUGUAUAAUUCCAUUUCAAAUUAUUAACGCAGGAACAUUAAAUAUGCAAGAGAAUACAAUAAAUUUUCUUAAAGAAUUAAAACGCUUUCAACCAAACAAUACAUUUAUAGUAGACGCUAGAAAAAUUUAUGAAUUGACUAUUUCUAUAAUUGAUCGUCAACAAGUUCAAUGGUCAUUAGCAAGUGAUAAUCAUCCAUGUGAUAUUACUGUUGAAUAUCGAAGUUAUGGAACAAAUAAUCAAUGUGAAACAUUAUAUGAAAAAAGAAAUGUUUCUAUUCAUAAAAAUGUUCUUCAUGGUCAAUUUGAAACUCAACGUAAUGGUCAAUUAUUAAUUACUAUUGAUAACAAAAAUUAUACAAAUCCUCGAACAGUUUGGUAUCGGAUUAAAUCUAAUCCUUUAUCAAUUUGUCAUUUAUUUCAAGGUAUCUUUAAUAUGCAAUUUGAUAAAUGUUAUCACCAAAAUUCUCCAAAUAUUUCUGAAGUUGAUUUUAGUAAAUUACUUGGUCAUGUAUUUCAUUUUAUAAAUAAACUUCUAAAUGGUGAUAUAGGUUUACGAGAUAUGACAGAAUUACAACCUAUAUUCAAAGAUAAAAUGAUUAAUAUUCGAGAAGAAGUUAAAAAAUUGUAUAUAAAUCGUUCAAAUGAACAACAUAAUAAUAUAAUCAAUAUGCCAACUACUGUUGCACAAGUUCCAAGAACUCAACCAAAUGAAAGAGAUAUUGAACAAGUCUGCGAAUGGUUACAAAUUUACCAAUAUUAUAGUCAUCUUAAUAUAAUUAUGGAAUGUAUUGAAAAAUUUGAUAUUUUACCAAAGGAUAAUGAAGAAGUAAAAAUUGGUCAUUUAAAACGUUUGAGUGGAAAUGAAAAUUGUUCAUUAAGAGAUAUAACUAAUGCUUAUAAAAUUUUACAAGAUUGUUUUCAAACAUUAACUCAUCAACAUUUACAAUUAAUUAAAACAGUAGUUGAAUGUUCUAAUAUUAUUCACAUGAUGAAAAAAGCUGAUCUUUAUUCUCAACAGGGUCGACGUCGUUUUCAAGAAUUACGAGAUAAUUUAACGACACAAUUUCAAUUACAAGAAUUAAAUAAUACGAUACUUAAUUCAUGGAUUAUAACUUAUACAUUAAUUGAACCAUUUAUGUUUAAAGCAAACAAUUUUGAUGAUUUUGUUCUUCGUCUUGCUCAAAUAACAAAUUUGGAAGAAAGUUCAUUGAGUCAUAUCAAAGUGACUAAUGAUAAUAUGCAACUUAUAACGAUGUGGUUAUCAGCUGAAGAAACAACAGUACUAGACAAUGCUUUGAUUACUAUGGAGCAUUUAUAUAAAAGUGGAACUGUUGAUAUUCAUUUACAACAUUUAACAAGAGAACAAUCUUAUUAUAAAAUCGGUUACUCAAUUGAUCGUAUUCAAGUUGGAAUAAACACAGUAAGAGAUGAAAAUAAUAGGAAUCAACAAGGUGAAGAAAACAAUAGAAUGGAAGCCAAAAGAAUUCCUUUUCAAUUAUCAAUGUCAGAUAUUGAUAAUCAUAAACGGCAAUUAACUUUUUGUAAUGUUGAUGCUCAACAAAAUUUAGUCUAUAAAAAAGCUUUAAUUAAUGGACAAUUAAAAUUAUUACAAACUAUUGAAAAUAUCUAUCGUAUUUUUACUAAAUUAGAAUUAGGUGGCCAUCCUGAUUAUCAAUUACGAGACGUACAUUAUGAAGUACAUCUUCAAGGAAUACAAGCUAGUUCUAUGUUAACCGAUUUACGAACUUAUCAAAAUGCUCAACUAGAUAAUGCUAUUUAUAAUCGAAUUCAAAGUUUAGAAUUGAUAUACAAUUCUUUGAAAACUACGUAUGAUAUGUGGAUAGAAAAUUUGAAGAAAUAUCGUCAAGAAUGUUCAUUAUUAAAAUUAUUUUCUAAUCGUGAAAUAAUGAUUAUAAUUAUUCUACUUCGAUCAUCAAAUGCAGAGAAUUCAAAUCGAAAUCGUUUUUUGAAAAAAUUAUUUGAAUUUAAAAAUUUUAAAAAUCAAAAUGAAGAAGAAAAAAUAUUAACUAUACGUUGUCUUGAACAUUAUUUUCGUUCAUUGAGAAUUCCACAUGUAAAUUUAACAACAGAUCAUCUUGCUGAGCUUUAUCAAAGACAUAAUAUCGACGCCGGAUCAAAUACUGAUGUAUGUUUAAGAAAAUUAACAACAUUUCUUAAAGAUAUUCUUGAACAUGGUGGAAAAAUAUUUCCGCAGGAAGAAAUACAUGAUGAAAAUGAGCAAUUUAUAGUCAAUAUUAAUCGUCCUGUAUCGAAUCCAAAUCAAAUCUCGUUUUCGAAUGAUUUCGAUUUGACUAUUUGCUGUAUUCUUUUGAAUGUUUUUAAAAAUCAGUUACCAUCUUCGUAUCAAAUUCUUUGGUGUUCGAAUACGACUGAAGAAGAUAUUCAUUUAUUUUUUUCUCGCAUACAAGCAUUUCCUUCUCUUACUUUUGUUAUUAUGGAUAUUGAUAAGAUGCAUCAUCGUCUCCGCGAAAUACUUUUAAAGGAACAAGAUUCAUUAACACGUGAACGAAUUAAACACGGACGAGUAUUUUAUUUUUCACGUGAAUUAACAACUACUCGAAAAGGUCUACGAGAAUUUAAACUACCAGCCGAAUAUAAAAAUUCUCAACAAAGUUGUAAACAUCUAAUGAAUCUAUUCAAUGAACGUGAUAUUAAACCAGCAGAAAUUCAAAUUAUCUAUGGUAAAGCUGGCAUUGGUAAAACUCAUCGUAUCAAUAAUGAAGUUAAAGAUGAUCAUACAUCAUGCUUUAGUAUCAAUGAUAAAUUAAAUGUUUCAUUAUUAAUUAGUUCAUUUCUUUUGUUUGAUUCAAAAAUGACCAACAAUAAUCCAUCGAUCUUUUUCAAUAUAUCUGUUCAUGCACCAUUUGAAGCUUUAAAUCGAACAUUAUUUUCUCUUCUUAUUUGUGGAUGUCUCAAUGAUCCAACUAGUGGUCUCAUAUUUUCUUUACCGCAUACUCAAGCAUGGAAAUUUAUUAUUGAAGUUCCUUAUUCCGAUGUUUUGGGUGUAAAUGUUCAAGAAAAUUACAAUCAAAUUUUACCAAUUCUUUCCAUUAUUUCUCCAUCAACAAUAGAAGAAGUCACUGAUGAAAAUUAUCAAUUAUCUAUUAAUAAAGAAGAAGAACUUGUAGCUCGAUUUUUAAAAGCAUUUCAAGAUCAAACAAUUGAUCGUAUGGUUACAAUGGCAAACACUGGUCAUGAAAUACCGGUUAGUUUUGAACCAAUAACUAAUACUGAUGAAUGUCGAAGAUAUAUUUAUAACUGUAUAGAAAAAUAUGCUCCAGAAUUACCAAGAAAUAAAAUCUAUGAACUUUCAUUUACGAAAUUUUUAUAUCGUCGUGUACGUUUUUUUGAAGGACAUUAUUAUUGUUGGAAUCAAAAUAUUCAACGAUUAGGUAGUAUUGCUAUAAAACAAAUGAUCAAUGAAGCAAAAUCUUUAACAAAAAUUAACUUUCAAGAUACUAAUUAUCCUCGUGUUUAUCUGGUUUAUGAUCCUGGAUUUUCUUUACAUUUAUUACAUGGUGAUUGGAAUCAUGUUUCAACUGAUUUAAAAAGUCUUUUUGGUAACAGCGAUCCAUUAAAAUCCGUCGAUUAUCAAGGUAAAGAUUACUAUGCUGAAUGUUUGGCAUGGUUGAUUGAUAUUAAAUAUGAAACAUUUAUGAAAAUUGUUCACGAAACAAAAUUUAUUUUAACAGAAAAUUUUGCUUAUAAACUUUUUCAUGUACAUGAAAGAAAAUUAACAAAAUUAGCUUUAAUUAUUGAAGGUGAUACUGGUGUAGGAAAAACAUUUCUUUUAAAAUUCUAUUCAUUGUUAUUAAAUUCAAAGAUAACAAGUGAUCCUCAUCAAGGAAAUUUUAUUCCAAAAAUCAGAGAACACUCAAAUCAAUUUCUUCUAACUAUUAUUGAAACAAACAUAGAAAACCAAGCAAAUGUUUUAAGUGCAUUUCUUCAACGAAUUCGACCAAAAGUUUUAGGUUUAGAAAAUGGUGAUGAAGAUGAAGCUGAAAUUCUUAAUCAACGAAGAGUGCAAAUACCAAUUCUACCUGCAGCAGCACAACAAGUACAACAUGCUGGACCGAUUGAUGAUGUUCUAUUAAAAGAAAUCAAACAAACUCUAAAAAAUGAACAAUUUAAGACAACUAUUUUAUAUCAUAUUUGGACAACGAUUCUAUAUGUUUCAACAGAAAAUGCUACAGCUUCCAUAGCAAACUUGAUUCAAAGUUUACAUGAUUUUGUAACUGAUGAAUUAGUCAAGUAUCCAUUGAUUGGUACUAGUUCUCGACUAACAGAUUUACUUCAAGAAGUUAAUUCACCUAGUGCUGAAACAUCUAUUGCAAUAUUCAAAGAAUAUUUAUUUAAUUGUCAAAUUAAGCCUUUAUUCUAUCGUCUUCUUUUGCAUCCUGGUGUUACUGAAGAACAAUUAGUUGAAUUUAUGUCUCCAAUAUCUCAAUUAGCUCGAGAAUUACCAGAUAUAGAAAUUGUUGUUUUCUUUGAUGAAGUCAAUACAGCUUCAUGCCUUGGUCUAUUCAAAGAAAUGUUCAUGGAUGGAACAUUACACGGUACAAGUAUACCGAAAAAUAUUUUCUUUACUGCUGCUAUUAAUCCGUUUGUAAAAAUAGAAGAAAAUAUAGAACAAGUUCAUCGUAGUAAUUAUAUUGUUCAUGAUUUACCUCAAUCAUUAAAAGAUUUAAAAGUUUCCUAUGGAGCUUUAGAAUCUCGAACAUUAGCUGAUUAUAUUGUUCGAAAAAUAGCCAUGUUUCAAGUUACUUCAUCAGCAAAGAGCGGUAAAACAAUGCCAUUAGAAGAUUAUGUUCAAGGUACAUUGGCUAAUUCAAUCUUGAGAGCACAAGAAUUUUGUGAAAAAUAUCUUGGCCAUAAUUCUGUUUCACAACGAGAAAUCCAACGAUGUUUUAGUUUAAUCGAUUUCUUUUGGACUUUACGAUAUGAUGAUGAACUUAAAUUUGAUCAAAAAUCUUAUACUCCUAAUCCUAUUCGAUGUAUUGCUUUAUCAAUCGCAUUAAUCUAUUAUUUUCGUCUUCCAACAAAAGAAGAUAAUUUACAACGUAAUGAUACAAAAACACCAUCACGAGAACAAUUAGCUGAACUUCUUCGUGAAGCAAUACCAGAUUUUGAUCAAGUCGUUCAAGAUGAACUCGAACGAUUUGUAAAUAAUAAUAAUUUUGUUAUUCCACAAGGAGUAGCAAUUAAUCAAGCUGUUCGAGAACAUAUCUUUGCUAUUGUGGUUAGUAUUGUUACACGUACGGCUCUAUGUAUCAUUGGUGUUCCUGGACAAUCUAAAACAUUAUCUUUUCAAAUUGUUCUUCAAAAUCUUCAAGGUGCACAAUUAUCAACAAAACCAUUUUGUAAACGUCUUCCAGCUAUUGAUCCAUUCUUUUGUCUUGGAUCAAAAUACAGCUGUUCAGAAGAUAUUGCUUUCGUAUUUGAACGUGCUAUCAAACGUGAACAACAGUAUGAACAAAACCGCAUGAAUACACGAUGUGUUGUUUUCUUAGAUGAAGCUUCAUUACCUGAUGAAAAGAAAAUGGUUUUAAAAGUUUUACAUCCUUAUUUAGAUGACUGUAAAGUAGCAUUUGUAGCCGUUGCUAAUAAAGCAUUUGAUGCAGCUAAUGCUAAUCGAAUGAUACGUAUUUAUCGUUCAUUACCAUCUGAAGAAGAUCAAAAAGUUUUAGCCUAUGGUUGUUUGGGUUUACAAUUAGAACAACGACAAGAAAAUAAAUAUAAUCGUCUUGACAAGAUUAUUUAUGGUUUAUGUCAAGGCUAUCGAAAAAUUCUUCGUUCACCAGAUAUUCCUCAUAUAUUUCAUGAUCGUGAUUUUAUUUAUAUGUUAAGAGAAUUACGAUUUGAAUUAAUGAAUUUAAAUGAAAUUGAACAUACGAGUAUCGGAGAAAUAACACCAUGUAGUUUAUUAAGAGCAUUAGAAGAUAAUUUUAAUGGAGUUCGCAGUGAAGAAUUUGAUAAGUUAGUCAAUACUUUUGCUACAGCUGUUGGCGAACAAUGUCCUGAUUUCUGUUCAUUAAUUACUGAAAAACAACACAAUCAACGUAAUGUUCCAACAAUUUUACGUAGUUCAAUGAAAUUAGAUCCAAUACGUCGUCGUCUCUAUGGUAGAUAUAAAUUAGUUAUUGAUGAAUCUGAAGAUGAAAGUGCUGUUCGUCUUCUUUUUCAAUUGGGUAUUCUCAAUUCUGAUCCAAGUCAAACAACAGUUUUUCGUAUGUCUGAUUUUCCAGAUGAUGUCGAUAAUGAAUUACGAAAUGUUGAAAUCUUAUCAAAUAUUAAAUUAUGUAUGGAAACAGGUAAAACAAUAUUAAUGAUAAAUACAGGUCGUAUUCAUGGUUCACUCUAUGAUGUUUUCAAUCAAAAUUUUUCAAUUAUGGCAACUGAAGAAAGCAGAAAAAUCUUUUCGAAAGUAGCUAUUGGCCCAAAAACAGUCGAUGUUAUUGUACAUGAAGAUUUUCAAUGUAUUGUUCAUAUAAAACGAAGUGAAUUUACAGAUAUUCCAGCACCAUUUUUAAGUCGUUUUCAAAAAUAUUCUUUUAGUAUAUCAGAUCUUUAUUUAAUUCAAUUACGAGAAAUUCCUAUGGAAGAUCAAAAACUUAUGAAAACUAUUGAAACAAAAGUUCGAUCAUUUAUUGAUCAUUUUGGAAAAGAAUAUUUUUAUGGAUAUCAUGAUGAAACAUUGUAUUCAUGUCUUUUAUCAUUUAUUAAAAGAAAUGCUCAAAAUGAACCUUAUUUAUCAAAUAUUCAUGAAAAUUAUAAUCAAUUAACAUUUCAAUCAAAAUCAUUUAUUGAAAAAGAUAUCAAUGAUAAAAAACAAUGUUAUCUUUUUGCUUUUAUUUCAAAACUUUUACAAUUAGCUUCACCAGAAUCAAUGAUAUUUAAAUUGCCAACAUUUGAAGAAAGUUUUAGUCGAUUAUUAUGUCAAAAUUAUUUUUAUCAACAAGAACAUUUUAAUAUUGAAAAUUUUCUUUAUCAAUUAAUUUCUACUCCAAUAUCAACUACUGAAAAUAAUGAAUUAUUACCAAUGAAUGAUAAUGUCGAGCAACGAAACAAUAAUAUUAAUAUGACAAGAAAAUUAAUGAUCUUUACUCGAACAUCAUCUUUUGUUAUUAGUUUAAACAAACAAUCAAAAAAUGAGUUAUUUCGUAGAAAUGAUGAAAAUAAUAUAAUGAUGAAUAUUAGCGAAAAAAUCGAUAUUAUUAAUCUAGUAAGUUUUUGA